Molecule: messenger RNA, 1325 nt
Organism: Chenopodium quinoa (quinoa)
Lineage: Eukaryota; Viridiplantae; Streptophyta; Magnoliopsida; Caryophyllales; Amaranthaceae
Product: 3-isopropylmalate dehydratase small subunit 3-like
Exons: 2
Coding region: 220-990 (256 amino acids)
Molecular function (GO): hydro-lyase activity
Source: RefSeq, a predicted model, not a curated record
AGAAAGAGGGAUUAAAAAUCUAAGUCGUUGAUAAACGGGGCUUGCAAAGGGAGUUGGCCAGUUGGGGUCCUUGGGGAUAAUGAAGGAAAUUUAUAAUUAGUCCACACAAUAAUUUGCAUUUCUCCCAUCUACUAGUCCAAUUGAGCAGCAGCCGCCCCUUUACGCUGCAUUUGUCUUUCGUCAUAUUUCUUGUAUCUCCGCUCCUCCGUGAAAACCAACAUGGCUAAGGCGGCUCCGACAACCUUCCGCACCUUCACUUCUUCUAACCCCACCUUCAAUUCUUCUUCAAAACCCUCAAUUCCUCUUCAAAACCCUUCAUUUCUGAAACUGCCCAUCACCUAUUCGACGAAAUGCCGCACUCAAUUCCUCUCCUCAACCCAUUCGCCGUCGUCUCUAACACCACUGAAAGCUGCGGAUUCCUCCUCUGAUUUCGUACCCUCCACCGCGUUUCAUGGUCUCUGCUACGUCGUCGGCGAUAACAUCGACACUGACCAAAUCAUCCCUGCUGAGUACCUAACUUUGGUCCCUUCAAACCCUGAAGAAUACCAAAAACUUGGGUCAUAUGCCUUAAUUGGAUUACCCAGUUCAUACCAAGUUCGUUUUGUUGAUGAUAAUGAAAUCAAGACAAAGUACUCUAUUAUCAUUGCUGGUGCCAAUUUUGGAUGUGGGUCAUCAAGGGAACAUGCCCCAGUUGCUUUGGGUGCUGCUGGAGCUAAAGCUGUGGUGGCUGAGUCAUAUGCUAGGAUCUUCUUUAGGAACUCUGUGUCAACUGGGGAAAUUUAUCCUUUGGAAUCAGAGGUUAGGAUUUGUGAGGAGUUUACUACUGGGGAUGUUGCAACUGUUGAGCUUGGUGAGAGCAAGUUGAUUAAUCAUACUACUGGAAAGGAGUAUACUUUGAAGUCUAUUGGGGAUGCUGGCCCUGUUAUUGAAGCCGGCGGCAUUUUUGCCUAUGCGAGGAAGGCUGGGAUGAUAGCAGCUGCAGACUCUUGAGUUUGAGUUUUGUUGGGUCGCAGAUUGGAUAUACAAGUUCAAAUCAAUACUCAUUCUCCUCAUUACCAGAUGCAAUCUCCAGAAUUUGGGGCUCUAUCUUGCUAUGUAUUAGAUUUGGGUUUUUUUUUUUUUUUUUUUUUUUUUUUUUUUUUUUUUUUUUUUCCCUUUCUUUUUCACUAUAGAUUUGCAUUUCGUAUGGCUGUAAGAUUGUCAUAAAUCAGAGUAUGAUUGUAACUGGUGCGCCUGCUGUUCUGCUUAUCUAAAUAAUAAUGCUCAAAGUUUGGUCUUAAAACCUUCGAUAGUUAAAGCGUGUAGUAAGAAUCUAUAUUUGCCUC